AGGGGAGGCAGUGUGGGCCGGGCCGGGGGCUUGGUGGGUGUUUUUCUCCAGCAGCAUCCUCUACAUAUCUUGUGACAUCGCGUUUUCUCACUGAGAGAUGCUCAGGGCGGAGACCAUGCUGCGUUCAAGGGGAUGAAGAGAGCGGAGGAUGAAAGUAGGUGAAAUAGAAACUGCUGCUGCACCUGCGCGGCGUGGAAAAAUCUGGAGACCCCGCCCGAUGAAAUUGGCUUUCCAACGUGGGAAAUAUGCUGUGUAAUCUCUGACCAGGAUGUCUAAAGGCAAACACUGCGAGGCGGUGAGGGUGGUGGUCCGCUGCCGCCCUUUGAGCAGAAAAGAGGAGGCGACAGAGAAUGAAAACAUCUUGGAUUUAGAUGACAGACUGGGCCAGAUCACCAUCCGGAACCCGAAGGCACCACCUGAUGAGCCUAUGAAAGUGUUCACGUUUGAUUCCGUCUACGGCUGGGAGUCAAAACAAAGCGAUAUUUAUGACGAUGCUGUGAGACCACUCGUGGAGUCCGUGAUCCAGGGCUUCAACGGGACCAUAUUUGCGUAUGGGCAGACCGGGACAGGUAAAACACACACCAUGCAGGGAGGGGUUUCAAACGACCCAGACUUGAGGGGAGUGAUUCCAAACUCCUUCCACCACAUUUUCACUCAAAUAUCCAGGACUCAGAAUCAAAAAUACCUGGUGAGGUCAUCCUACCUGGAGAUCUACCAGGAGGAAAUCAGAGAUCUGCUGUGCAAAGACAACAACAAGAAACUAGGGCUCAAAGAGAACUCAGACUUUGGUGUGUACGUCAAGGAUCUUUCCUCUGUUGUGACGAAGAACGCCACAGAGAUUGAACAUGUCAUGAAUUUAGGGAACCAGUCCCGGUCUGUGGGGUUCACCAACAUGAAUGAACGCAGCUCUCGGUCUCAUGCAAUCUUUGUGAUCACCGUGGAGUGCAGUGAAGUGGGUCCAGAUGGCGAGGACCACAUCCGGGUGGGGAAGCUGAACAUGGUUGACCUGGCUGGAAGUGAGCGCCAAAGCAAGACUGGAGCAAAAGGGAAGCGCCUGAAGGAAGCAGCGAAGAUAAACCUGUCCCUGUCUGCGCUUGGGAACGUCAUCUCAGCCCUGGUGGAUGGGAAGAGCACCCACAUCCCGUACAGAGACUCCAAACUCACCCGCCUGCUCCAGGACUCCCUGGGUGGCAACGCAAAGACAGUUAUGAUCGCCACAGUGGGUCCAUCACACAAACACUUUGAUGAAACCUUAGCCACCUUAAGAUACGCCAGCAGAGCCAAGAACAUUAAGAACAAACCUCGGAUCAACGAGGAUCCCAAAGACGCCCUGCUGAGGGAGUUCCAGGAGGAGAUCGCACGCCUGAAAGCUCAGCUGGAGGAGCGAGGGAUGCUGGCAAAGGAGAGGAGGAGGAUGAGGAGGAACAGCAAAAGACUGAGUAAAAGUCUGGCUGGUGUGGAUGAGGAGAUGCUGAAAGAGAGGGAUGUGUGGAUGCAUGCAGAGGAGGAACCAGAGGUGAUUUAUCGCAGGAAAGAGGGGAGCGACAUCCCAAAGGUUCUGACCUGUCAGGGCAGCACUGAGAAAUUAAAACACCUGAAUGAAAACAGGAAGAGCAUCGAGGACAUGCAGUGGGAUCAGGACGCUCUGGAGAAGAUCAUAGAGAAAUACAAGGCUAUGGAGAGCAAACUGCUGGUUGGAGGAAAAACAAUAAUUGAUCACACCAAUGAACAGCAGAAAAUGCUGGAGCUGAAGAGGCAGGAAAUUGCAGAGCAGAUUCGACGAGAGAGAGAGAUCCAGCAGGUGAUGAUGCUGCAGGACGAGGAGACGUUAGAAAUGAGGGAGACGUUCUCCUCCCUGCAGCAGGAGGUGGAAAUGAAGACAAAGAAGCUGAAGAGGUUGUACACCAAACUACAGCUGGUGAGAGCAGAGAUAAAAGACGUCAUCGAUGAACACGUCACAACCAGACAGGAGCUGGAACAGACACAGACUGAGCUCACCAGAGAGCUCAAGUACAAAUAUCUCCUGAUUGAGAACUUUAUCCCUCCUGGGGAAAAGAACAAGAUAAUGCACAGGUUGCACUUUGACAGUGAGGAGGAUCAGUGGAGACUCCACCCAGUUCUUCCAUCAGAGAGUGCACCCACUCAGGUCAGGAGGAGGCCUCUCUCAGCUGUGGGAUACAAGAGGCCAAUCAGCCAAUAUGCACAGAUGGCUGUUGCCUCAGCAACUGGGGCCCCGUCAAGAUACCAGGCUGAGAAUAUUAUGCUGUUGGAGUUGGACAUGUCCCCACCAACCAUGUUCACACUGAACCUUAAUGGCGCUCACCUGGAGAGAGCCUUUUCUCCCAGGCUGAUGAGAGAUCUUCUGGUAACCGUUCCCAUCAGAGAGAGGGGCUCUGAGUCGCCACGGGUCAGGAAAUCCAAGUCCUGGUAUCAAGCACCACAAGCAGCAUCCGUCACAUCAUCCUCAUCAGCCACCAAUCUGGCAUCAGGCUCUCAGAGACAAAGACCAUCCUCUGCUGCCUAUCUUCCACAUGGAGAUCCAGUUCAGACAAGCCCCUAACUUGUGUCAACACAACUGUACAAAUUGCUGGCUUUAGUUUCAGUAGGCAGAAGGUGUCCAGAUUGCUGGGGCACCUGGUGGGAAUGGGAAUCUUCUGCCUUGAUUUAAAAUGAUCUCACAGCAUUUACAUUUUUAUCUAUUUAUUCAAAAAUGAGCAAGCAUGUAUUUAAUGUAAGUGGAACAAAAGCAUUGUUUUUGCUUACUGUUGCCUAGAAACUAUGUAGUUUCUUGUGGCUUAUGUCAGUCUCAAAGAAUAGCACAGCAAAAACCUCGAUCUUCUUAAACCAGGUUUGACAUACUGUUAAUUAUCUGCAGGAUCUUUGCAGAUCCCAUUUUUAUUCCACUCCCUUUUUUUUUGAAGCAACACUUGAUCACCUAUUUUCUAAGAAAUAAGAAGCCUGUAGAUUGUAUUCACUCGUUGCCAAAACAUUGGAGGAUGAUUUGGGGUAUCUGAGAACCCUAACCACUUCUAGGGUCAUCCUGGUUUAGCCUGUAUGCUUGAUGAAUAGUUGUGCUAAUGUACUUUUGAGUAGGGUUGCAAAAUUCCGGGAAUUUUCAAAGUUGGAAACUUUCCAUGGGAAUUAUCUGGAAUUUAUGGGAAUAAACGAGAAUGAACCAGGAAUUUACUAAAUUGAAGGUUGGCUCUUAAUAGGGAACUUAAAUAAAGUUGGUGGAAAUAUAUUUUAGCAUAAUCCUGACUAAAACAACCAGAUUUCAUGCAAGUACAGUUGAAUACCUAUGCUAUUCCUCAAUCACAUGCACAGAUUAUUUCUAUUUUGGAUGGAUGUGUGCUUAUAACAAAACAAAUAUUUAUGCUUGGAUAUGAUACCUUUCCAUUAAAUUACCCUCAAUUCCCAGUUAAUUCCCAUACAUUUCCAGAUAUUUCCAUACAUUUCCAUAAUCCCAUGGAAAGUUUCCAAUUUGGAAUAUUUCCAAAAUCCCCCAGUUUAACUUCCCGGAAAUUUACCGGAAAUGUUCCACCCCUUUGCAACCCUAAUUGUGAGCCCAAAGUGUGGAGAAAGCUUGCAAUGCACUUUUGAUUAGCUGCCUUAUUUUUCAUAGUUGUGAAAUCGCGCAAAGUCCAUUUGCUUACACAUGAAAAUAAAGUGAGUCAAACGAU
Molecule: messenger RNA, 3680 nt
Organism: Notolabrus celidotus (New Zealand spotty)
Lineage: Eukaryota; Metazoa; Chordata; Actinopteri; Labriformes; Labridae
Gene: kif3cb
Product: kinesin family member 3Cb
Exons: 8
Coding region: 269-2560 (763 amino acids)
Biological process (GO): microtubule-based movement
Molecular function (GO): ATP binding; microtubule binding; microtubule motor activity
Source: RefSeq, a predicted model, not a curated record